Molecule: messenger RNA, 645 nt
Organism: Pyrus x bretschneideri (Chinese white pear)
Lineage: Eukaryota; Viridiplantae; Streptophyta; Magnoliopsida; Rosales; Rosaceae
Product: loricrin-like
Exons: 3
Coding region: 1-645 (214 amino acids)
Source: RefSeq, a predicted model, not a curated record
AUGGUAGAGGAAAAUCAUACUAAAGAUAUAAUUGCUAUGGUGUCUGAAAUGCAAAUUUGCAUGAUCAUUGAAUUAAACAUGGUUGCAGCCAUUAAAUCUUCUUACUGGUGGCUUGAUUCUGGUGCUACCAUAUAUGUUUGCAAUGAUAGAGCACAAUUUAAGAUCUACAAAACCAAAAAGGAUGGUCAAGAAGUACUAAUGGGCAAUCACAAUGGUGCUAAGGGUGUGGUGGUUGGGGUUAGAGGUCGCAGUGGUGGCAGUGGUAGUGGUGAGGAUUGCAACGUUGCUGCCAGUGGCAACGAUGGUGGUGGUGAUGGAACUAGUGAUGUAAAGCUUGUGGUUAUAGUCAUAAGUGGCAGCGAUGGUACUAGCAUUGGCAGUGUAGCUGACGGUGAUGAUAGUGAUGGCAACAACAAUUGUAAGGGUUACAAUGGUGGUAGAGGCAAUGACAUCGGCGAUGGCAGUUGUGGUGGAAAUGGUGACGACUGUGAUAGUGAUUGUUAUGGCGGCGGCAACGACAAUGAAAGUGGUGCUAAUUAUAGUUGUGAUUGUGGUGCUGGUGGUGAUAGUUGUGGUAGUGGUGGUAGUGGCGACGACGAUGAUGGUGGUGAUAGUGGCGGUAGUGGUUGUAGUGGUAGCCGUUAG